Dissoconium aciculare CBS 342.82 is the source of this 1018-nucleotide messenger RNA. RefSeq lists its product as uncharacterized. The record is from RefSeq and is a predicted model, not a curated record. Lineage: Eukaryota; Fungi; Ascomycota; Dothideomycetes; Mycosphaerellales; Dissoconiaceae. The transcript has a single exon. Bases 434 to 976 code for a protein of 180 amino acids.
UGCCGGCCUCGCAGGAGCAAGAGUCAGAGGAGCAGGAUCCGCAGCCACCUAUCAUUCGGAGAGAGUAAACGUUAGCGUGACAGGUCCUCGAAGAAUGUUGUUCCAAGCUGUGUGGGGAAUGGGAUGGGUGAGAUGGGAGAUGAGAGCCAUGUGCGGACGAGGCAGGCUACCACAUGGCAGCCACGAGAUCCUCUUGUGUCCUCGAAUGAUCUGGAGAGAGAAAGAGAGAGAGAGAGAAGCCUGAGGCGGUGAUAGGGUGAAGGAGGGAGCGUACCCAUUUUGAUAGAGUUUUGCCUUAAAAAGGAUUGGUUUGGGUAAGAAAGUGUGUGGUAGAUUUGGUCGUUGAUUGGUAGAUAGUCGUUGGUGAAGAGAGAAAGAGAAAGAAAAGAACCUUGAUGGCCGGAGAGGAUGGGUGUUUAUAUAGACGACGGUCAUGCCCUUUGCCGCUCCUGAGGUUUGCCUUCUUUCUACAAUCUGUAUCUAUCUCUGGUACCUUUACCCAGCAUGGCGUCGAUGCUCGAGCUUGAGGGACUAUUGCCGUAUGCAUCCGCUUGGCAUUACUGAUAAGCGCGCUCGUCGUUCCGGAAGACCGACGACGGCUCGGUCGAAUCUCACGCCAGGAUUCCUUGUCCAACGUGACUUAUCUCCUCCACCAGGUGCCUGCUCGUCUGCAUUUGGUUCGAAGGCAGUACGUACAGUGGACCUCCUGCUGGAACACGAUCGAACGGAAAUCCCACGUCCUCGUCCAGGAGCUUAUCAGGCAGGGAGGGAGGCGAGAUGCAACACAGUUCUCCACUAUUUCUCUGUCUCCACACACACACACACAUAUAUAUAUAUAUGCGGCCUCGUCUGGCAAGGUACACAUCAGUUACCAGAUCCGGCGAAGCAAUCGACGUUCAACUCAGGUAGAGACGCAAACGUGGGAGAGCGAAUCAUCGAAAGCGAAGCACAUGUCAGCAUGAUGAGAGCUGCAUAAGCUCCUCCACCUCCUCCUCCACCUCCUCCUCCUCACCAGCUU